CUGACGCAUUGCUGGGGCGGGGCAGUCACCUGCAUCUUCCCGAGCCCAGGGCUACGUUAGCUCCAGUGACCGCGCCUGCACCGGCUCUUGGAGCUCAGCUUCGUGAUGACUGUGAGUGGUCCGGGGACCCCCGAGCCCCGACCUUCCGACCCCGGGGCCAGCUCAGCCGAGCAGCUGCGGAAGGAGGGCAACGAGCUGUUCAAAUGCGGGGAUUACGAGGGCGCCCUGACCGCCUACACCCAGGCCCUGAGUCUCGGCGCGACGCCCCAGGACCAGGCUAUUUUGCACCGAAACCGGGCUGCUUGCCACCUCAAGCUGGAAGAUUACAGCAAAGCAGAAUCAGAGGCAUCUAAAGCCAUUGAAAAGGACGGUGGGGAUGUCAAAGCACUUUAUCGACGAAGCCAAGCCCUAGAGAAGCUGGGCCGCCUGGACCAGGCUGUCCUUGACCUGAAGAGAUGUGUGAGCCUAGAACCCAAGAACAAAGUUUUCCAGGAGUCCCUGAGGAACAUUGGGGGCCAGAUUCAGGAGAAGGUGCGGUACAUGUCCUCCACAGAUGCCAAAGUGGAACAGAUGUUUCAGAUACUGUUGGAUCCCAAAGAGAAAGGCACAGAGAAGAAGCAGAAGGCCUCUCAGAACCUUGUGGUACUGGCCCGAGAGGAUGCUGGAGCCGAGAAGAUCUUCCGGAGCAAUGGGGUUCAGCUUUUGCAGCGCCUGCUGGACACGGGAGAGACUGACCUCAUGCUAGCAGCCCUGCGCACGCUGGUCGGCAUUUGCUCGGAGCACCAGUCGCGGACAGUGGCGACCCUGAGUGUCCUAGGAACUCGGAGAGUCGUCUCCAUCCUGGGUGUGGAAAACCAGGCUGUGUCGCUGGCAGCCUGCCACCUGCUGCAGGUUAUGUUUGAUGCCCUCAAGGAAGGCGUCAAGAAAGGCUUCCGAGGCAAAGAAGGUGCCAUUAUCGUGGAUCCUGCCCGGGAGCUGAAGGUUCUCAUCAGUAACCUCUUGGAGCUUCUGACUGAGGUGGGGGUCUCUGGCCAAGGCCGGGACAAUGCCCUGACUCUCCUCAUUAAAAUGGUACCCCGGAAGUCACCGAAGGAUCCCAACAACAGCCUCACACUCUGGGUCAUUGAUCAAGGUCUGAAAAAGAUUCUGGAGGUAGGGGGCUCCGUGCCGGAGGCCGCCGGGGAGCUCACGGUGACCGCAAACAGCCGCAUGAGUGCCUCCAUCCUCCUCAGCAAGCUGUUUGAUGACCUGAAGUGCGAUGCUGAGCGGGAGAACUUCCACCGACUCUGUGAGAACUACAUCAGGAGCUGGUUUGAGGGCCAAGGGCUGGCCGGGAAGCUGCGAGCCAUCCAGACAGUGUCCUGCCUUCUGCAGGGCCCAUGUGACGCUGGCAACCGGGCCUUAGAGCUGAGCGGUGUCAUGGAGAGUGUGAUCGCUCUGUGCGCCUCAGAGCAGGAGGAAGAACAGCUGGUGGCAGUGGAAGCACUGAUCCAUGCAGCCGGCAAAGCCAAGCGGGCCUCGUUCAUCACUGCCAACGGCGUCGCGCUGCUCAAGGACCUGUACAAGGGCAGCGAGAGGGACAGCAUCCGCAUCAGAGCGCUAGUGGGACUCUGUAAGCUCGGAUCAGCUGGAGGGACUGACUUUAGCAUGAAGCAGUUUGCUGAAGGCUCUACUCUCAAACUGGCCAAGCAGUGCCGAAAGUGGCUAUGCAAUGACCAGAUUGAUGCGGGUACUCGGCGCUGGGCAGUGGAGGGUCUGGCGUACCUCACCUUUGACGCUGAUGUGAAGGAAGAGUUUGUGGAGGACGAGGCUGCUCUGAAGGCCCUGUUCCAGCUCAGCAGGUCUGAAGAGAGGUCGGUGCUCUUUGCCGUAGGCUCGGCCCUGGUCAAUUGCACCAACAGCUACGACUAUGAGGAGCCCGACCCCAAGAUGGUGGAGCUGGCUAAGUAUGCCAAGCAGCACGUGCCUGAACAGCACCCCAAGGACAAACCAAGCUUCGUGCGGGCUCGUGUGAAGAAGCUGCUGGCAGCGGGUGUGGUGUCAGCCAUGACGUGUAUGGUGAAGACGGAGAGCCCAGUGCUGACGAACUCCUGUAGGGAGCUACUCUCCAGGGUCUUCCUGGCUUUGGUGGAGGAGGUGGAGGAUCGAGGUACCGUGGUUGCCCAGGGAGGGGGCAAGGCUCUGCUCCCGCUGGCCCUGGAAGGCACCGACGUUGGGCAGACAAAGGCAGCACAGGCUCUUGCUAAGCUUACCAUUACCUCCAACCCAGAGAUGACCUUUCCUGGUGAGCGGAUCUACGAAGUAGUCCGGCCCCUUGUCUCUCUGCUGCACCUCAGUUGCUCAGGACUGCAGAACUUCGAGGCCCUCAUGGCCCUAACGAACCUGGCCGGGAUCAGUGAGAGGCUUAGACAGAAGAUCCUGAAGGAGAAGGCCGUGCCCAUGAUUGAGGGCUACAUGUUUGAGGAGCAUGAGAUGAUCCGCCGGGCAGCUACAGAGUGCAUGUGUAACUUAGCCAUGAGCAAAGAGGUACAGGAUCUCUUCGAAGCCCAGGGCAACGACCGGUUGAAGCUGCUGGUGCUGUACAGCGGAGAAGAUGAUGAGCUUCUGCGGAGGGCUGCUGCCGGUGGCCUGGCCAUGCUCACCUCCAUGCGGCCCUCACUCUGCAGCCGUAUCCCACAAGUGACCACGCACUGGCUGGAGAUCCUGCAGGCCCUGCUUCUGAGCCCCAACCCCGAGCUGCAGCACCGGGGCACUGUCGUGGUGCUGAACAUGAUGGAGUCCUCGAAGGAGAUCGCCAGCACCCUGAUGGAGAGCGAGGUCCUGGAGAUCCUGUCAGUGUUGGCCAAGGGCGAGGAGAGCCCAGUCACCAGGGCUGCUGCAGCCUGUCUGGAGAAAGCGGUGGAAUAUAGACUUAUCCAACCCAACCAGGAUGGGGAGUGAGGUUUGGCCCUGGACCCACAGCUCAUGUGUCUGCCACCCAUCACAGCUCUGAGAGUCAGGAUAGAAGCAGCGUGGCCAACAGGACUGGGAUGCUGGACACUGGCCUUCCUCCCCAGCUGCACUUUGGUGUUCUCUAUCCUGCGGACAUGCACCACACAGCCCUGCCCCGCCAGCACUCAGAAGGGUCCUGUCUGUACUGUAGAGAGCUGGUAAUGGGGAGCACGCAUCCCAUUCAAGUCUGUGGAUUAUGGGCAUCAAGAAGGAAGGGCACAGCAGCAUCCUCACAAGCCGGGAGCAUCACCAGAGCCUGCCAGCAGGCUCGUCCCUCUAAUAAAUCAUGUGGAACUAAA
Molecule: messenger RNA, 3290 nt
Organism: Rattus rattus (black rat)
Lineage: Eukaryota; Metazoa; Chordata; Mammalia; Rodentia; Muridae
Gene: Unc45a
Product: unc-45 myosin chaperone A
Exons: 20
Coding region: 106-2940 (944 amino acids)
Molecular function (GO): Hsp90 protein binding
Source: RefSeq, a predicted model, not a curated record